AUGGUUCGCGUCCUUCACUACGCUAUACUCAUCACUUUCAGUGUACUUGCUGUUUCCCUCUAUCACAUUUGGGGAUAUGACAGGGCAUGGAGGACAAUGCAAAGCGCUGUUAACGCCUGGCAGUCCAGCCAAGAAGGCACAUCCAACCCUCAAUUCAUGACUCUUCCCUCUUCACUGCUCCCAGCCGAAUACCAAUAUGACCUUGACGCGAAUGCACCGUACCCCUUCCUCGAUGGACGACAUACUGGCUAUCGUGUACACCCGCUUCCCCUCGAGCUCGCAAUUGCGCACAACCGGUCCCUCUCGGCCUCGUCCGGAGCCCCCUUCUGGCCAGGAAACUCCUUGGAUAAGAACACGACCGGGAAGGAGGAUGGAUCUAUCUGGGCAAGGAUGGAACAGAUGGAUAUGGUGUUGGCGUAUGACUCUUUCGCUAAGAUGCUCUGGGAGGGUAAGGAAAGGCGAGGAGAGUAUGUGCAGAGGGCGAAGAUCCAAUCCAAUGACUCUCCGCCGUUUGAAGGUUGGAACAGAAUUUCUGGGAGGAUGCGCCUGAUGUCUGGCGCUUCGGGGGCGCUGAGCAUGGGAAGAAGGGUUCAGUACGACCUUCUCGGCCUGCACAACGAGCGAGACGGGACGUGUCGCAUCUACGGGUUUCCACAAGGGCGGACUCCUGAUUUGCAGCAUGCCCAAAGGUUCUUGGAGCGCUCUCUGAAAGACUACGGUAUGGGCAAGGAAGAAGCUAUCACAUUGUCAAAGGUUGAGGCUAGUGAGCUACCUGCGACGUGGUUGAUGAGCCGCUUACAAGAACCAACCCCGGACUGCCCGCUCCUGGCUCACUUCACUCUCCCACCACUGUUCUCCCUGCCAGAACCGCACGCUCAACCUUUGACCGUACAUGAUCUUAACCUACACAAUCUCACCACCGGAAAAGCGGCAUCUCUAGGUUUUGGAGGAGUCGCGGUGUCAGAUGGGUGUGGGUGGGCAAUGGGGCUGGAAGGGACCAUGGCAAAGGAGACUCUUAGCAAUUGGCGCGAGAGAAAGAUGCGAUCGACAUCUGCGGCCCUUGGGAUGCGGCAACCAUUAUUCCCUCUCUUGGGGCACGGUAUUGACCGGAAGCUCACUAAAAACACUUCGCGGGGAAUGAUCAGUAUGAUGAUGCUGGUCGACUGCUUUUUGCUGGUAAUGACGACCGUGCUGGGAUUUUUCGACGACGAUUGGUCCAUGCCACACACCUGGAACAUCACAGCAGCACGAGCAGCAAGUGAAAACUCGCGCUCUUUUCAUUCCUCCCCUGCCAUCUUUGCCUUGACAUAUUCGCCCCCAACUAGGAAUAUCCUCCUGGUCAAAGUGACUUCUAUGUUGGAGCAGAUGCAAAGAUGGUUCAUUGGGUCAUCUAGCUGCUUAUCAGCACUUCUCGGGUGUAUCGCCUUCUUCUCGCUACCAGUCCUCCUUCGAACGGCAAUUCUCCCUAUCACCGCAUUCAUCCUCUACUCCUUCUGGGUCCCUCAAAUCAUCCGGAACACAUACGAAGGGUCUCGAUUCAGUUUAGGCUGGAUUGCUAUCAUGCUGAAGAGUACAGUCUUUACACUGCUAUUUCUUUUCACAUUCAUCUUUCCAGACGCAGGCCCGACGAUGAUUGAAUAUAGGAGCUGGCCUUAUGGGAUAGUAGCAUGGCAAGUGGUCCAAAUCACCAUCUUAUUUGCACAAUCCAUGUACAGCCCCAACUCAAGAUAUCUUCCCCGCUUUUUGGCUCCCAAAUUCUAUUCCUUCCAACGUCCUCUCACGACCGAGCUGCGCGCCACUCUGAACUUGUGCGACAGCCCGACGUGUCACAUCUGUUACGAGGCUAUUCGGUUCCCUCAACCUCCCCUUGACCUCGACAAUGCCGAGAAACGCGAGACGGGCAUCUACAUUCAAACCGAAGAAGUCGUCGGCGACGAUGGAGAUCAUUUGCUGCCAGAGAAUGCCAGGUCUGAAGGGGAAGGUGAAGGAGAAGUGGUUGCUUUAUACGAAGCUGGAGAAGCACCGGCUGUAGACGACUGGGCAGUGGGUCCAUGCGGGCAUGUUUGGCAUAUGACGUGUCUGAAGAAAUGGCUGGCGACCAGCCCAAUGUGCCCUCUUUGUACGCUGGAAAUGCCGCCUCUGCAGGGUGAUCCCGAUACACGGCCGGCCAUGGAGGUGAUCAUUGGGAUGUGA
Molecule: messenger RNA, 2193 nt
Organism: Cryptococcus wingfieldii CBS 7118
Lineage: Eukaryota; Fungi; Basidiomycota; Tremellomycetes; Tremellales; Cryptococcaceae
Exons: 10
Coding region: 1-2193 (730 amino acids)
Molecular function (GO): zinc ion binding
Source: RefSeq, a predicted model, not a curated record